UAAUUAUGGAAAACCCUUGUUUUUAUUUGGCAGGCUUCAUCGAAUUCCGUGACUGCACGUUUCAAUUACUUCUACCCGCUUGAUCGUCUACGGAUCAUGGGGUGUUGUAAGGCAGAGGCGGUGGCGCUCGUGUUCGCCGCAAUCGAAAACUUCUUCCACUCCGCGAUCAUCUUCGGAUGGCCGUCUCUCGUCUACGUGCUCAAGGACCUCGGUUAUUACAGCGAUUUAUGCCCACCACCCAACGACAACGCCACGACCACCGUGUCAACAUCGCCCUUGGUGACAUCGUCCCCCUCAUCGAUCACGACUGAAGGUGAUGAUUCGGUGGAGGAAGCCGUGGUCGAAUGCGAUGCUCAGGAUGCCAGACUGUUGCUUAUUUACACCAUUUCAUCGAGUAUGUUACCAUGCAGUAUGCUCUUGUCGGGGAUCCUCUUCACGAGAGGAGGUACCCUCAUCACCCGCCUCAUAUUCAGUGUAUCCCUAUUCAUAGCUUACCUGUGUAUGGCGCUCAGCUCCCCGUCUGUUCCCGAUCUCCUCUUCCCGGGAACAAUUAUUAUGGCGGUUACAGGGAUCUUCAUCUGCAUUUGUGGAUUUGAGGUAUCCAAUUUAUUUCCGAAGUAUAAGUCAACAUCGCUAGGACUCAUCGUCGGGGCCUGCGAUUCCAGCGCAUGCGUUUUACUGUUAAUCAAGGUCUUGUACGAUGCUGGAAUAUCGAUGAGCGCGUCUUUCUACGCCCUGGCCGUCUCGACCCUCUUCUUCACAAUAAACACCGUCCUCCUUCCUCGCGACCAUAUACCAUGGCCCCUACCUGAAGGCUAUCGACUCCGAGAUAAUGGAAUAUGCUCAAAGAACAAAUAUGAACCCCCGGAGCCGCCCCUCCCAAUUCCAGACAAUCCGAUAAAUGGAUCGACAAUAGAAAUAAAGGAAAACAACAAUAAAUACGUGACUGUUAAUGACGCAUUUGAUGGUGUAAUGUCGUCAGGAUUUUAUUCAAAUUUAAAUGAGAAUGGUAUAAUGAAUAAACACAUUUGUUCGGAUGAUGGGUCAAUUGAAAAGAGGGCGGCAUCCCCAGUUGCAGAACCUGAGACUGGAGAGAAGGAGGGAUCGAUCUUAGCGAAGGAUGUUAAAGAUAAUGAGAAGGAGAAUGGCAGUGUUAUGUGCCAUGAUAACGCAGGAUACGUACAUGAGCAUGAGCAAGCACAAGAUGGGAACUUUGACGAUAUUCGCGAAACCGAUCACAAAAGUGCUGUUCAGGAGCUCGAUAACAAGGCCGACGUCCGCGUCGACGUCGAUCUUUCCAAGGCGGCUCGUCGGGCGACCAGGGAUAAGCUGACCGAAGACCAGCGAGUCGAAGAUUUCCCGACCACGUGGUCAGUCCUGAGGUCGCCCAUGUUUCUCCUGAUGACCUUCUGGACGAUCGCGGUUCAAGGGGAGAUCUUCUUUGUGAUCGGGAUCAUGAACCCGUGGUUGACGUUUCUAGCCGAUGGUGAUACUGAAACAGUAAGUUUUUAUACCAACAUCUUAGCUGUGGCAACUAUAGGAAGUCUGUUCGGGUCGCCUAUUAUGGGUUAUGUCUUCGACCGACGAAAACAACGUUCUGAAAAGUCUCCGAAGAAAGAUGACACAAAAGGACCAUAUGCGGACUUGCGAGAUAGCUGGCUACCACUGGCCGUGGCUUCGGGUACAGCCAUAGUUAUGUCUUUGUUACUGAUGAUCCCUAACCUCCCCGUACAGUUCGGUACCUUCGUCGCACUGACGGCUGUCAGAGCCAUGUUUUAUUCUGCAUCUGCAGCCAUAGUACCAAUAAGUUUUCCCAUGCGAUUUUAUCCGACUGUGUUCGGAGCUACAAACUUCAUCGCUGGUCUAGUCUCCCUUACACAGUAUCCUCUCUUCAUCGUCAUCCAGGAAUCAUUAGGCGGUGAUCCCCGAUGGGUGAUCUUUGGGAUGAUGCUUCUCAACGUGGUUGGUCUGGUGUACCCUAUAUACAUCUAUGUCUACGGGAAUAACCGCGAGAAGCGAUACAUGGAAACAAGAAGACAAGAAAAUCCAACUACAAACGGCACUGCUGCUUAACCCUCUCCCCGUUUUAUUCGACUAAGACCCCGGUUGCACCAACGAGACCGACACCACACUGACAACCUACAAAAGGUGUCGUAGAAUAGUGGUUCAUUGACUUGACCCUCUAUCCAAGGGUUUAGGGUUCGACUCCCAGCAAGGAACAAACACCCUUUGGCAAGUUAACUUUAUCGCCCUGGUAAAACCUUUGUAUGUCUUUCCUUGCGUUCAGGCUACCGAAACUCAUCGUACGUCGGUUAACGAAACUGGCUCAUCUCUUCUUACAACAGCUUCUCAAUGAGUAUCAUCCAAUAUUGGUUCCUUAAAUUGUGUAAUUAUGUGAAAGAGGAUGUCAUUUUAGAAGAGAUACUUCUUGUUAGAUCCGCCACUGGUUAAAUUGUAAACUGCUGCUAAAGUGUGAUCUGCUGCUGAAGUGUAAACUGCUGCUAAAGUGUAAUCUGCUACUAAGUUGUAACCUCAUGUUAAAAUGUAGCCUGCUGCUGAAGUGUAAGCUGCUGCUAAACAGUGACCUGCUGCUAAAGCGUAACCCGCUGCUAACGUUUUAAUAUACAGAUAUAUAUCUUUUUGUUUUCCCUCUCUCUGGUGAUCCCCUUCUAACAAGCCCUUGAGGCCUUUUUCGGAACACCCUUUUCUUUCAUUUCUUUGUAUUUAUUUGUAUUGCUAGCUCAUAUGUAUGUAUUACUCUGUUAUCAAAUAUAUUGAUGUAAACAUGAAAUUAUGCAUGACAUAGGACUGUUAACUUUUUUCUUUUUUUAAUUGUACACAUUUGAAGAAAUACAUGAGAGACAUAAGCUCUCUCAAUCAAUCAAUCAAAGUGUAACCCGAUGUUAAAGUGUAGUCCUGCUGCUAAAGCGUUACCUGCUGUAAACAUUACUACUCUAUCUUUUCACGAUAUAUAUAUAUAUAUAAUACAUGUACCUCUGUUUGUCCUUGGUUAGACCUACACAAAUGGGAGGUUUUCUGAUAGUGAAAUUAAUCACCUUUACAUGAAAUGUACUAAGACUAUAAUUGUGAUGAGUAACUGUGAUGCAUAGAUUGCUGGACACCAGUCAGUUACUCAUCACGCCUCCGCGGUCGCCGAUUACACGUACGAUACGACCGCGAUGCCUGUUCGCUGAAGUGAACUUCUUUUUCAAAAACUUAGGCGUCGGGUUACACUUUAGCGGACUUUUUACUUUAGCAGCUUAACAAACGUCGUGUAACGAUAAAGAAUCAGCUUCCCGUUCUAGUCUGAACGUCGUAUCGUACGAAAAUCGUAAAACUUGGCGGGGCUUAUCGUAACCGCGCGCUCAUCAUUAGCCUGCUGUCAUGUCAACUGACCUCUUAAAAACCAGUUUCUUUAUACGCAUGUUGUUAUCU
This is a messenger RNA of Strongylocentrotus purpuratus (purple sea urchin), 3435 nucleotides long. RefSeq names its product solute carrier family 43 member 3-like. The transcript has 9 exons. Bases 97 to 2073 code for a protein of 658 amino acids. Lineage: Eukaryota; Metazoa; Echinodermata; Echinoidea; Camarodonta; Strongylocentrotidae. The record is from RefSeq and is a predicted model, not a curated record.